Messenger RNA from Pseudo-nitzschia multistriata, 2030 nucleotides. The record is from the annotation of a GenBank genome assembly. NCBI's taxonomy places the organism in Eukaryota, Bacillariophyta, Bacillariophyceae, Bacillariales, Bacillariaceae.
GAGAUUGAUUGUCUCUGGAGACGACAAGAUCAGAAUAUUCCAAACGAAUCACGCAACAAAUACAUAAAAGAGUACUUCUACAUACCAAAUACAGUAAUUUGCAUUCGCAAUUCAAGCCUGUCGGAACGCCUCUCUCGGGUAUACUAGCACCUCGAUCAUGUCGACGCUUUCCUUCGCCUCUCAAUCUCGGCUGAGACGAAUCCCCCGGGCGUUGAAGAGAGUUUCUGCCAUCGCACUGCCGUCUGCGUCGCCGGCGUCUUCGGUGGAACGGACGAGUCGCAGGAUAUACCCUGUCGCCGCGAGGCACAAGUCUUCGUCGUCCGCAUCGAUUGCCGAUUAUUUGUUCCCGGAUUCGGUAAAGGAAUCCGUACAGGAAUCGGUAAAGACGUCUAUUCUAGAAAAAGUUACCAGGGACGAAAGCAAGGUCUGGACUUCCGGACCUUACAGCAAUGGCAAUAAAGGCUUGGGGGAAGGAAACGGAAAUCAAUUACACCAACACCAGCAUCCGAACGGCGGCGGCAGUUCGGUGGACGAACAAAUAUCGGCGUGGCACCACGACGAACUUGACGAUCUCUUACUCAACACAGAAACCACACAAUACUGGCCCGAUCUGCCACCCGGUGUUCGAAUGGACGCCGAUCCCUUUCAGCUAUCCAAGGGAGACGUCGACAGCCUUUCGGAAUCCAUCCGAGAGGAUUUGCUGGGAACAGAUCAUCCCGUUCUGAACCAAGCAGCAGCCUAUUUUUUCGGGGAUGCCGACGGAGGAAAAAAGGUCCGACCGCUCAUGGUCAUGCUCCUCUCGAGAGCGCUCGCGGACACCGUUGGCGGUGCCGCCGCUGCCCAGAAUGCCGAAAACGGCAAGAGUACCGAAAGCGCUCUGCCGCUCUUUGGCAACCAAACGAAUACGGUCUUCAGCAUGCCCCUUGAAUGGCAGCGCCAGGAUCUGCCACGGGCCCAGCGCCGGUUGGCAGAGAUAUCGGAAAUGAUCCACACGGCCUCGCUCUUUCACGACGACGUCAUCGAUGGAUCGGAAACGCGGCGGGGAGUUUCCGCCGUGCACAUGGUCUUUGGCAACAAGAUGGCCAUUCUGGCGGGCGACUACCUCCUGGCGAGAGCCUCUAUCUCGCUGGCGCGGUUGCGGCACGUAGAGGUCGUCGAGUGCAUGUCCACGAUCAUCGAACACCUGGUUCGGGGUGAGGUCAUGCAGAUGCGCGGCACGGUGAGUUCGGAGGGCGACCAGAACGAACGCAUGGUCUACUACCUGAAGAAAAAUUACUACAAGACGGGGAGUCUCAUGGCAAACAGCUGCAAGUCGGCGGCACUUCUCGCGGAAUGCCCACCGGAACUGGUGGUUGCCGCGUACAAGUACGGCAAACACGUGGGCAUGGCGUUUCAGCUGGUCGACGACGUCCUGGACUUCGAGGGCGACGUCAAGUCGAUGGGCAAGCCGGCCCUGGCCGAUCUGAAAGCGGGCCUGUCGACGGCGCCCGUCCUCUUUGCCGCCGAGGAGUACCCGCAGCUCGAGGCGAUGAUGGACCGCAAAUUCAAAGAAGACGGCGACGUGGAAACAUCGAGAGCGCUCGUCUUGCAGAGCCGGGGGAUCGAACGGACGAAGGAACUUGCGCGAGUUCACGCGGAACGCGCCAUGGAAGCCAUCCUUCCCUGGGAAGCCACCGAGCACCGCGAUGCCCUCAUAAACCUAGCCUAUAAGGUAGUCCAACGGACGACGUAGGCCAAUAUUGUGGCGAGGCUACUAGAGUUCCAUAGUACAAAUACUAAUAUGAAGAAUGUCAAAAUAGAACUAGCCAUCGACUGGACAAAGUUCCUUCUCGUUGUUGUAUCCGUCUGUUCGCUGUGCACAACAGUAGAAUUAUUACAUCUCAUUCUGCGCUGAAUGUUGGUGUAGUAGAUGCUUUUGGAACUCCUCCUGAUUGUGUUGUCCCUUUAUCCAUAUGUUUUCCUUUGUUGAGUCUUCCAAACAAAAAUAUUGGACUCAAAAAGCUUGAUUUCAAUAAACAUAACUAUUUAUG